Dracunculus medinensis (Guinea worm) is the source of this 864-nucleotide messenger RNA. Lineage: Eukaryota; Metazoa; Nematoda; Chromadorea; Rhabditida; Dracunculidae. The record is from the annotation of a GenBank genome assembly.
AUGAUCUCAAUCGGAUUUACUAUUAGUCACAAAUUGGCAACAUUCGAAAAUUGGCAAAAGUGGUACUGUGGUUCUGACGAUGAAACUAGGAGACAUUCGUAUAAAACAAUAGCAGAAGAAUGUCCUGACGUUCUUGACCAAUUUAAUGAAUGCUGUUGGGUGCACGAUCAAUGCUAUGCUGAUCAACUUGGAAAAAUUAAUUGUGAUAACCACUUCUGCCAGUGUUUAGAUAUCAUUGCUAUGAAGGCAAAACACUAUGACGACUGUAAAAUGAAUGCUUGGUGGGCAUGCUUUGCGGUGCAGGUGUUUGGCGACCAUGCAUAUGUCGCAUCAGCUUCUCAGAACCGAACAAUGAAAACGUCCACAGUUACAAAAAAGGAUACAACUACAACGAAUGCGCCCACAGUGUGCGUAAUCGAUGAUGAAGAGGUUCAUGAGCAUUAUAAGAUGGCCUCAAAUACCUGUCGUGAUCAAAAAAAUGAAUUUACAAAAUGCUGCGAGCAGCAUACGAUGUGCCAUCGUAAUCUAUCCAACAAUCCCAAAUUUUGCCACAAGGCAUUCGCUUCUUGCCUGAUCGAUCAUAUCAAUGAAGACAAUAAUAGUGAUUCUGACUGUCGAAAAGCUGCCUAUCUUAUAUACAAUGAAUUAUCUGGUGAAGGAAGUGAUGAACCAAAAGAAUGCUUGCAGUUAAAAAUUGCAUGUUCAGCCGGACACUACUUCCUUCAUCAGCGACGUUUGGGACUUGAGUUUCGACGGGGCGUAUUCCAGUUUGACAAACUGAAUGGAGUCUUAAAGGACCUUCUCAAAUUCUUAUGUCUACCAGUUCCUUAUAUUAAUAUACCGCAAAAGCGGCCUCGUAUUUGA